Molecule: messenger RNA, 1595 nt
Organism: Epinephelus fuscoguttatus (brown-marbled grouper)
Lineage: Eukaryota; Metazoa; Chordata; Actinopteri; Perciformes; Serranidae
Gene: ifi44g
Product: interferon induced protein 44g
Exons: 9
Coding region: 101-1294 (397 amino acids)
Source: RefSeq, a predicted model, not a curated record
GUCCUGCCUUUAGGUUUCACUUUCUUUUCUAUGGAAAGGAAACAGUCUCUGUUCAGUUGUCUUAUCAUCCGCCACGUCUAGAGUUUCACACAGCGGUAAAAUGGAGAAACCAUUUGGAAAACCAGCCAGUAUUAGUGGCUUUUCAUUUGGCACACGCGCACUCGUCACAGCUCCAACUACUUCAUCCCAACCCACUGUUGGAACGGCAGCAGAAGAUGCUGUCAGCGCCUCCAUAUUCGCCAGCUCAACAGAGAGAGAGGAGAACAAACCUUUGUUUAUAUUCCCAGAAAAAAUAAGAAUAGCAGCAGCAGUGGGCAUCAAGCAGGACCAAGGCAGCAGGUGCAACCACAAUCCACAAUCCAGGAGCAACCGCAAUCUAUGGAGAGCUGUGAGACGAGAAAGCACGAAGACUGUGGAGAAGAAGCCAAGAGCUCAAGGAACAUUGGAAUCUCCAUGGAGAGACAUGGAGUGGACAGAAGAGCAAAGGACAAGCCUGAUGAAGACUGUCAGCUCCUACAGGCAGAGCUGUGACGAGGGGACUCAGGCUCGGGUUCUCCUCCUGGGCCCGGUCGGCUCUGGAAAGUCCAGCUUUGUCAGUUCAGUCCAGUCAGUGUUUAAUGGAAGAGUCACCAACCGGGCCAUGGUGGGCUCCUCUUCAACCAGCUUCACCAAGAAGCUGCAGUCCUUCAACAUCCAUGGUCAGAAAGGAGAGGAUCCUACUGGACUGGUGCUGUGCGAUAUUGUUGGACUGGGGGGUGAAGAGAUGGCCGGACUGACCCUCCAUGACAUCCUGUCUGUCAUUAAAGGUCAUGUACCUGAGGGACACAAGUUUAGCCCAGAUCAGCCAGUGAGGUCUGAGACUGUGGGCUAUGUGAAGAGGCCAAGCCUCAAAGACAAGAUCCAUUGUGUGGCCUUUGUGGUGGACGCUUCUAAAAUCCUGACCUACUCCAAACGCUUCAGCAUCACCUUUCAGCAUCUCCGAGAGCACAUCAGUGACCUGGGUGUCCACCAGGUGGCUCUGCUGACCCACAUAGACAAAAUAUGUCGAGAAACAGCCAAAGAUGUCACUCAGGUUUACAAGAGCCACAUCAUUCGCGACACGAUGAGUAAAGCAGGAGAUCUGUUGGGUAUGUCCACCUCCUACAUCGUCCCAGUGAAGAACUACUCGUCAGAGCUGGACCUGGACCAGAACACUGACGUGCUUCUGCUUAGUGCUGUCGACCACAUCCUGCAGUAUGCUGACCUGUAUUUCCAGGACAAUACACCACAAGAUGCAGGGCCAAAGAUAAUCUAAACAUACAUUUCUGAGCUUUUGAAACAUGUCUUUCAGACAAUAUGAAGAAAGUCAUCGUUGACACAGAGGAGGGGAUUUUGUGUGUGGGGUUUGAACAUUUCUGACUUUAGCGCCUCCUGGUGGUAAAUAACAAAGCUACAGCAUAGUCACAUGAAAUGUUUCAAAUAGAGGAUUCAAACUAUCAUAUUGAACUUAUUUUUCUCACGUUUUUUUUUUUACUUUUUUUUUUUACAAAAGAAAUCAGAUUGUAAUGGACAAAAUGGUGUGAUUCAGAAUAAAAACAGAAGUCUGAGAUAUUUUA